This is a messenger RNA of Strongylus vulgaris, 516 nucleotides long. The record is from the annotation of a GenBank genome assembly. NCBI's taxonomy places the organism in Eukaryota, Metazoa, Nematoda, Chromadorea, Rhabditida, Strongylidae.
CCAAAAAGGCCAGGAUUUCCGGGAGGUCCAGGAAGCCCGAAUUCACCAGACCAAGGAGGCCCGGAAUUCGCACGAGGUCCAGGAAGAACAGUAUUUCCUGGGGGUCCAAGAGUUCCAGGACUCCCGCGAGGCUCAGGAAGUCCAUGUUUCUCAGGACGUCCAAGAGGUCCUCAUGCAUUCCCGCUACCUCCAUAUCUGCAAAAUGUAACCGAAACAGCAAAACAGGAAUAUUUCCUAAUCGUAACAAACAAUAGUUUGACUCUUGUAGAGCAGAAGGCUAAGAUCCAAUUAUGGGGACGAAAAAAUAAAAUUGAGGAUGAAGUGGAAAACUUCAAUGCCAAUAUGGCAAAACUCAGGAAAGAGAUCGAGAAAAACGUUACUGAACUCAUUCAAAAGCUGCCAGAUGCUUUUAAGAAAAUUUCUGUUAUUACUGACAAUGAGAAGCAAACUCGCUUGCAGCUAUUCGAGGCAAUCAAAAAUCUUACAGCAGAAGAGCCGAAGGUAACCCAACUGUAA